AUGUCCUUAAAUUUUGCGUGGUUAGGUCCGUCUAAUAAAUUUACUACGGCCGAAGAAGUAAAAGCGCUGGUGGAUUUAAAAAAACGUAUAUACUUUUGCUUAAAAAUUAAUAACAAUUCACUUCUGUACUUAAAAAUCUUCUCUAACUAUUUUUCAUCACACGAAGAAGAAAAAGAAGGAAAAAUGAAGGUCUUUUUCGUUUGCCUUUUAAUUGAUGUUAUAUCAGGUGUUGUAGUGUCUGCAUUGCCAAGCUGCGUAUUCAAAAAGGGAGACCUUGAUGUUACUACAAACACACAGGUGGCAGAAGAAUCAUCCGAAUAUGAGUGUCAUGUUCUUUGCGCUGAUAGGAGAAGUACACACCCAGAUACAAACGGAGCUAUCUAUGGUCCAAUUUUAAAGACAUGUUGGUGCUUUGAAAAUGGUUUUGUCAGUGAUGGGACUACUUUUAACAGUAUAUGUCAAUUUGGUCCUACUGAGAAAGUUCCUGCUUUUGAGGUUGAAAGGUCGUCGAAUGAUCCUUUGACACCGGGAGAACAGAUUAACAUUGGAAUAGCAAUGGAGAUUGAGAAUUUUCAAUAUCCAAGAACUAUUGUGUUUGAAAUUGAAUCAAGUGUCACCAACAAUAGAUCAGAUUUGUGCAUGAAGUUGGUGAAACAAAUUUGUGGUACUGAGUGCGAAAACACCGAGACCGUUUCAGAAAGUUAUGUUGGCAGAUAUCCGAACACAAUAAUGAACGGGGUUCAUCACUUUAAGAGGGCUAUACUUGAUGUGAAAAACGUUGUUUUGAAUUCUGCCAGCGGAAAUGUUUGGAAGUAUAUCACACCUACAAAAAUGGCUGGUUCUGCAUUAGCUAGUGGUGAGAACGCGACAGUUAUAAUUGCUACUUCUGUUGGCGAAGAAUAUUUGUUUGUCCAAGAGGAGGCCAUAGAAAAGAAAAAAAAUAGUUGGAAUGCUGCGGAUAUAGAGAUAGAAGUAAACCCGGAUGUGACACCAAAGAUGGAAACGAUUCUACCAGGCAUUAGGCGAGCGAGAAGGGUGACGUUUAACAAUAUUGGGAACAACAGUGCUACCAACUUGCAAAUUUUUGCCCGUUUUCCACGGCAUGUUAAAGGAGUUAAAAACUAUAUGGAUUUCCUACCGUCUAGCCCACUCUCCAAUAUUGGAGAGGAAUUUUAUGAAGUCCAAGUAGAGGAUGGUUUGACGUCAUAUAAGUUUCCAUACUUUGAUCCUGCAAUUGGUGCUGUAAAGGCAUGGAUUCCUUUUUCGGUACGAGAAGAGAAUGAACAUCUUUUACCAAGAUAUAUUUUUCCUGAUGUGCCAUUUUCUUUUUUUCUGGAAAUUAGAUACUGCCCUUAUGACUAUUGCCCUGGUGGGUUGCCUACAACCAGCCGGUUUUCUCGCAUCGAUAUGGUUUUCAAUAGAAGACCACACGGAGAAAUAAAAAAGUUUCGCAUAAAAGAUGUUACCACUGGAGCGUGCGCUAUGCAAGUGGGAAAUGACGAGGAUAUACGAUUCUAUAGUGGGCACUGUUUCACUACGUUCCACAUGGUGCCUCAUUCCAUUAUUGUCGAUACAGCUCGUGCAAAUCAAGAAAAGAAAUAUUUGCACUUUUUAGAAGGAAAAAUUCAAUUAAGCAAAGAAAAUAUCUCCAUCAUCCAGAACAAGUUUCAUCAAUUGGUACAGCUCUCCUCCCAGGGGUUUGAAGUAACUCAUAAUGUAUCGAAUGGAGUAGCAGUCACCAGCGACGUCAUUGAAUACCCGGACACAGGUAUACCAUAUAAUGGAGCAAUGACUGGCAAAUACAAGCUGUUACAAGUUUGGGAUAACAUAGAAGAGUUGCAGUUACGUAGUGUUUUAUCAUUCACUUUUGAUUCUCAUCAAUACAUUGUGGUGUGCAACCCAACUGGUGAUUUAGGCAACAAAUUUAACUGCUUUUACACACUUGUUGUCGACAGUGUGGUAAAAUCUUGGACAGUUUUAAGCUCAUAUAUUACCAAUGUUCUAUUCUUUAAUCCAACCACCAAUACAUUAUAUGGAGAAGGCAACAGAGGCAAAAGUUACUUUAAAUUACUUCUUCCAAAUCUUUCUCGAGUGUUUGGUAUGCAAGAAAGUGACUUCUUGGCUGCAAAGACAAGUCCAAGUAUGAUACAUGCUACUCGCCUGGACCAAUCAGAUCGGAAUAAAGUACCGUCUGCAACUCCUUUUGCCAACGUUAAAGCUUCGAUGAAGGGUGUUUACUUCGUUGAAAGUAGCGGAUCAGAAGUACUCAUCUUCAUGUUUGGCGACUGACCAUUUAAUAUGCACAGCGAACUUUUCUCGACCCUGAACUCACUAAUCCAGCGGUCAACUCUUCACAAAGAGUUACUGUAUAAAUCUUGUAGAUUUUAAUGCACUUGUAAAUAUUUUUCGCAGCUAUUUCUAAUUUUUAAAAUUUGCACAUGCUCAUGACGAAUGAUUAUUGUGACAAAAGUUAUUAGUAGUCAGAAACAA
Messenger RNA from Hydractinia symbiolongicarpus, 2490 nucleotides. RefSeq lists its product as uncharacterized. Lineage: Eukaryota; Metazoa; Cnidaria; Hydrozoa; Anthoathecata; Hydractiniidae. The coding region runs from base 1 to 2289 and encodes 762 amino acids. The transcript is spliced from 14 exons. The record is from RefSeq and is a predicted model, not a curated record.